Molecule: messenger RNA, 1009 nt
Organism: Lacerta agilis (Sand lizard)
Lineage: Eukaryota; Metazoa; Chordata; Lepidosauria; Squamata; Lacertidae
Product: beta-crystallin B3-like
Exons: 6
Coding region: 250-885 (211 amino acids)
Biological process (GO): visual perception; lens development in camera-type eye
Molecular function (GO): structural constituent of eye lens
Source: RefSeq, a predicted model, not a curated record
CUUCUCCAACCCGUCAGCUGGGAGGCCUCUGCAUAAUGGCUCCGUAUUGUGGAGUGGAGCCCUCACUAUUGAAGUGAAAGGCAAUGGGUGGGGUCCGCUGGAUGGAGUUGCUGCUGCCUCAGCACCGCUUGAAAGCCAGGGCUGUGCUCAGAGGCAGGCGCAUAAAUAGCCCUGCCUGCUUCCUCUGCCUGCCUGCCUGUCAAGAGUUUCCAACAGCAUCUGGGAAAGGAGGGUUUGAUUGCAGACACCAUGACUGAACAACAGACCCCAAUGGAGGAGAUGGCUGCUGCGGAGAGCCCAGAGGAAAUGGGGCCAAAUUACAAGGUCACCCUCUACGAGAUGGAGAAUUUCCAGGGCAGGAAAUGUGAGCUCACGGACGAGAACCCCAACGUGACGGAGAAGGAGUUGGGCAAAGUGGGCUCCAUCCAGGUGGAGGCUGGCCCGUGGCUCGGGUUUGAGCGUCAGGCAUUCAGUGGGGAGCAGUUUGUGUUGGAGAAGGGCGACUACCCUCGCUGGGACUCCUGGUCCAACAGCCACUGCAGCGACAACCUCCUCUCCAUCCGCCCCCUGCUGAUCGACAGUGCGGACCACAAGAUCCACCUCUUUGAAAACACCAGCUAUGGGGGCAGGAAGAUGGAGAUUGUGGAGGACGACGUCCCCAGCUUGUGGGCUCAUGGCUUCCAGGACCGCGUGGCCAGCAUUAAGGCCCUGAAUGGAAUAUGGGUGGGGUAUGAGUUUCCUGGGUACCGUGGGCGCCAGUAUGUCUUUGAGAAGGGUGAGUACUGCCACUGGAAUGAGUGGGAUGCCAGCCAACCUUUGAUCCAGUCAGUGCGGCGCGUCCGGGACCAGCAAUGGCACAAAAGAGGCUGCUUUGAGGAGAGCUAAAGUGAUAGCGAAUCACAUUCAUCAAGGAGAAGAAACAGAAAUGAGACCCCCUCCCUGAAGUGCUGGCCAAAGGCUGUGUUUUGCUGUCUAAAUAAAGUUUUGAGCCUCCAAGGCUUCUGCUCUU